GUUCGGUCUCGUGGCCUGGCCCUGGCUCUAUGCCGGGCUGUGCUGGUCGACAUCAAUUCCGGUCUGUCAGCAGUCCCCGGCCGGCCGGAUCUGGGGUCAUUGAAGGUUGACCAGACUCUUCGGCCUCGACCCCCCGCGCACUACAAAAGCUUCGUGAUUUCCCCAGCUUGAUUGACUUUUUUUUCAUCUUCAUCUCCAUCAUCUUCUCCAUCAUCAUCUUCUUCUAUAUCAACUGUUUCACAACUGCUCAAUUGAUCCUCACGUGACCCCCUCUAUAUCUACAUCUACAUUUACAUCUACAUCUCCAUUCACCUCAACAACACUGCCCCUUGACUGCUCUCUAUCCUCUGCGGUGAACCAACAUCUAUCAUCGACUAUUGACCAACACAUCCUUCCCACCACCCCCUCUAUUGAUCCGAUCCCCGAUCAAUCUACCAUGGGUUUGAUGCUGAAGAAGCCUGAAGAGGCAGCGGGCUCGGCAGCCCCUGCCAUCAUUGUUGGCCUGUUUGCCGCCUUUGGAGGUAUUCUCUACGGCUAUGACACGGGCACCAUCAGUGGCAUCAUCGCCAUGAAGAAGUGGCGUGAGAUGUUCUCCACUGGUUACAUCAACCCCAAGGAUGGCCUUCCCGAUAUCACAUCCUCCCAGUCUUCUAUGAUUGUCUCCCUCUUGUCGGCUGGUACUUUCUUUGGUGCCCUGUGCGCCGCCCCCGUGGCCGAUCGCUUCGGUCGUCGCCUGGCCAUGAUCUUGGACUCCUUGGUCUUCUGCUUCGGUGUUAUUUUGCAGACGGCCGCCACCCGCAUUCCCCUGUUUGUGGCCGGUCGAUUCUUUGCUGGCUUCGGUGUGGGUCUUCUCUCCGCAACCGUUCCCCUGUACCAAUCUGAGACAGCUCCGAAGUGGAUCCGUGGUACUGUUGUCGGAGCCUACCAGCUGGCCAUCACCAUUGGGCUUCUGCUCGCCUCCAUUGUCAACAACUCCACCAAGGACCGCAUGGACACCGGCUGCUACCGCAUUCCCAUUGCUAUCCAGUUCGCCUGGGCCAUCAUCCUGGUGACGGGUAUGCUUGUUCUUCCGGAAACUCCCCGCUUCUUGGUCAAGCACGACCGCCACGAGGCUGCCGCCCAGGCCCUUGCUCGUCUCCGCCGGCUCGAUGUCAACCACCCUUCCAUCGUGGAGGAGCUCUCCGAGAUCCAGGCCAACCACGAGUACGAGCUCAGCAUUGGCAAGGCCAGCUUCGGCGACAUCUUCCGUGGCACCCUGGGCAAGCGUCUGCUCACGGGCUGCUUGGUCCAGGCUCUGCAGCAACUGUCUGGAGUGAACUUCAUCUUCUACUAUGGAACCACCUUCUUCCAGAACUCGGGCAUCAAGAACAGCUUCACCAUCACUUUGAUCACCAACAUCGUCAACGUGUGCUCCACCUUCCCCGGUCUCUGGCUCGUGGAGAAGUGGGGUCGUCGUCCUCUGCUGCUGUUCGGAGCCGUUGGCAUGUGUGUCUGCCAGUUCAUUGUCGCCAUCGUCGGCACAGCCACCUCCUCGGAAGUCGCCAACAAGGUGUUGAUUGCCUUUGUCUGUGUUUACAUCUUCUUCUUCGCGUCCACCUGGGGUCCCACCGCCUGGACGGUGACGGGCGAGCUGUUCCCCUUGAAGGCUCGCGCCAAGUGCUUGUCCAUCACCACUGCCUCCAACUGGCUCCUGAACUGGGCCAUUGCCUACGCCACUCCCUACAUGGUUGACUCCGGUCCGGGUAACGCCAACCUCCAGUCCAAGGUGUUCUUCAUCUGGGGUGGCUUCUGUCUGAUCGCGGGUGUCUUCGUGUACGCCUGCAUCUACGAGACCAAAGGAUUGUCCCUGGAGCAGGUCGAUGAGCUGUACGCCAAGGUCUCCUCGGCCUGGCGCUCGCCUGGCUUUGUGCCCUCGGUGCACUUCACCGAUGUUCGGGACGUGGCUGAGGGCAAGGCCCAUGGCACUCUGGGGGAGUUGGAGCACGAUGCUCAGAUGAAGCGUCAACACGAGCACAUCGAGUCCGCCUAGAUCGGAGCGAUUCUUUUUUGAUUGAUCUGAAUCUUUUUUCUUUCUUUCUGGCGUCUGGGAUGAACUCUGGGAUUCUUAAUUUGCAACGAUUUCUUCCUCCUGUAUAUUACGAGCAUUAUGGUGGUUUUGGGCAGCGCAGCGAUUGAAGCAUGUCAUGUGUUAUGAAUAGG
Messenger RNA from Aspergillus saccharolyticus JOP 1030-1, 2199 nucleotides. RefSeq names its product sugar porter family MFS transporter. The transcript is spliced from 3 exons. Bases 437 to 2029 code for a protein of 530 amino acids. Lineage: Eukaryota; Fungi; Ascomycota; Eurotiomycetes; Eurotiales; Aspergillaceae. The record is from RefSeq and is a predicted model, not a curated record. Gene Ontology annotation, cellular component: membrane. Gene Ontology annotation, molecular function: carbohydrate:proton symporter activity. Gene Ontology annotation, biological process: transmembrane transport; carbohydrate transport.